AUUACUUAAAGUCACAGGAAUUGGGCUCCCAGGCCCAAAAUCAAACUACAGCUACAGGUCAAAACGACAAAACCUCAUUUGCCCGAAAAAACUAAACAAAGAAAAAGAAGCUGGGAAAGAAGAGAAAAUUAAAAAGAAAAAAAGAAAAAAGCAUAUACAGGGACAAAACCCCAAACUGAAAUCAAUCGUUCCUUGUGGGAUUCAAUUUUUAGGGUUGUUGUCCAAAACAAGUAAAUGAAACUUGCAGGUCUACAAUCCAUCGAGAACGCUCACGACGAGUCAGUAUGGGCAGCGACAUGGGUCCCCGCCACCCAGACCCGACAGGCUCUCCUUCUGACCGGUUCACUUGACGAGACCGUGAAGCUAUGGAGAUCCGACGAGCUUAACCUAGAGCGAACCAACACCGGACACUGCCUCGGCGUCGUUUCUGUGGCGGCCCAUCCUUCAGGUGUUAUCGCCGCGUCCGCUUCGCUUGAUAGCUUUGUUAGAGUCUUCGAUGUGGACACAAAUGCUACCAUUGCAACUCUCGAAUCUCCACCCUCAGAAGUUUGGCAAAUGCAGUUUGACCCCAAGGGUACCACUCUUGCAGUUGCUGGUGGGGGUAGUGCAUCAGUCAAUCUUUGGGACACUGCUACAUGGAAGCAGAUUGCCUCUCUUUCUGUUCCCCGUCCAGAAGGUCCCAAGCCUUCCGAUAAGAAUAGCAGCAAGAAGUUUGUCUUAUCAGUUGCGUGGAGCCCUGACGGGAAACGACUUGCUUGUGGCUCCAUGGAUGGCACUAUUUCUGUUUUUGAUGUAGCCCGAGCUAAAUUUUUACACCACCUCGAAGGCCAUUUCAUGCCUGUGCGUUCUCUUGUUUAUUCUCCUAUUGAUCCUCGCGUGCUUUUUUCCGCAUCAGAUGAUGCUCAUGUGCACAUGUAUGAUUCCGAAGGCAAAAGUCUCAUUACAGCAAUGUCAGGUCAUGCAAGCUGGGUAUUGAGUGUUGAUGCAAGCCCUGAUGGAGCAGCUAUUGCAACUGGUUCAAGCGAUAGAACUGUAAGGCUAUGGGAUCUUAACAUGAGGGCUGCUGUGCAGACAAUGAGCAAUCAUUCAGACCAGGUUUGGGCGGUAGCAUUUCGACCACCGGGAGGAACUGGCGACCGUAAUGGUCGCCUUGCUAGUGUGUCUGAUGACAAAAGCAUCUCUCUCUAUGGUUACUCCUAAACAUGCGUGGCAUGUUGGGAGCAAAGACAUAUGGGGUUGGUUGUUGUUACAAGAUUUACUGCUGUUAUUGUUGUUAUUUAUCAAAUUGAUCCUAGAGAAAUGUUUAAUUUUUAGAUCAAUUUGCUUCUGCACUAAUUAUCUUUACUUCACAAAAUGGUAAACAGAAGAGGCAAUCUUCCUGGCCAUCAUGAAAAAUAGGAGGAAGAGUAAGGUCAGCAAUUAAGAUUCCGAUGAAAGAAAUUGAUCCAAAGAUCUGAUCUCCCUGUUCUGGUGAGCCUCAGUUGUGGCUUUCAAAGCCAAUUAUGAUGUAUUGGACCUUUACCGAUUGCAGUUGUAGCCUUUUAUUGUUUUUGUCAAAUGAUGAAUAUAUGCAGACUUCUAUCCACAAAA
Molecule: messenger RNA, 1590 nt
Organism: Ricinus communis (castor bean)
Lineage: Eukaryota; Viridiplantae; Streptophyta; Magnoliopsida; Malpighiales; Euphorbiaceae
Product: WD repeat-containing protein VIP3
Exons: 2
Coding region: 235-1200 (321 amino acids)
Cellular component (GO): Cdc73/Paf1 complex
Molecular function (GO): protein binding
Source: RefSeq, a predicted model, not a curated record